CCUGUAGCAGGGGGUGUCGUUUGCCACCCUUGGUUACAGUCACCUUCGCGUUUUGCGCAUCGCAGUCGCCUCGCUGUCGCCGACGAAAUACGCAUUUCGUGCCGCGGUUUUUCGCAUUCCUCGCGAACGACGAGCGCGCACUCGCAACUCGCGUGAAUUCUCGUCGCGCACGCCAAGACGAAAACGGUGAAGCGCGUCGCAAGAGUCGUCCCAUGUUUCGUUUUCGCGGCAGCAGGCAGCAAAAGUUAUUGAUCGCGAGCCGCGACCGUCCAGCCAUUCACCGACAUUUGGAGCACCCUGCGAGGAGGAGGGUUUGAGAAAGUAGAGAGAAUCGACUCACGUUAGUCCGUUAAGAGCCAACAUGAAGAUCGUACUGUUGAACAACUUCUUGCACUACUUGAGCCUGAAGCAGGGCACGGUGGUGAUCGCGAUAUUGCAAUUGUUCAUAACCGGAUUCAUCCUAAUAUUCUUCGUCUUGGCGACGGCGCACGUGAUAGGGAUCCAAGCGAUGGUGGUGAGGGACACCGAAGAUGCCCUCGAGAGGGAGGCUUUGGAGGAGAUCUCGUCGAACCAUCUCAACACCAAAAGAAUGGAUCUCGCGCACCACAACGCAACCGAAAUGAUAUAUACGACAUAUGGCGCCUUCGCCGUGGCGAUAAUGCAUUUCAUCAGCACGAUCAUGCUCCUAUACGGAACCCUGGCGAAUAAUCGUCAUUGUAUGAUACCCUGGAUGGUGUCCAUGAUAAUUGCCAUAUCGUCUCUAGCGAUCUCGCUAUUCAUGGUGGGCGACAAUUGCCCCCUCGUCAUUAUUUUUGGGGGAAGAGCGAGUUAUUUCGAGCGUACAGCCGCCUUCUUCGCGUUGCUCAUGGAUUUCUAUAUCUGGUUCGUGGUGUACAGCACUUAUAAGAAGCUGGAGACGAAGAAAGGGCUCCUGCACGAGGUGCACUGCGUGAAGAAGAAGUGCGCUAUGCCCGCGUUUGAGGUGCCGAAGAUGAUCCCGAUCUCGGCGAAGAAGCCCUUCGAAGUUUAGAGAUGUUGUCAUAGCAAAGGUAGCAACGAAGAAUUCGCUCCUUACGAUGGGAAUUAAGAUCGGUGGCCACGUGAAAGCGCAAAAUUCCGUGGAAAGGUUGCGCGCUUGCAGGCGGGUCCAAUCAUGGUCGGGACGAUAAUUUCGAGGCGAUUGCGAAGCUAUAUAUUUUGCACUCUAUGUGGUUGUAUUAACUCAAAAAAGCAACACAACACACGAGAAAUCAGUCGCGAGUAAUCGGAACGAAAAGAGAUACUUCGCUGUACAAAACUCAACAAGAGACACUCUGCUAGAACAAGGUGCUAACGUUUCGACGUUUUUCUUCUCGCUCACGCGUCUUAUCGUUAAAAAGCUGCGCGCUGUUUUACGUUUUUUGCGCUGACACACGACGAUUCACGAUAUGAUCUCAUUUUAAUACGACGCACAUAGAGUCUUAGUGCUAUGCUUAGAUCUCAGUUGACGAACUGCAUAUUGUAUAUUAUUGUACAACAUCUGUUGUACACACACACACGUCGGGGGCACUCCGACGCUGAGGAAAUUAUCACGACUCCGGAGUUAUACUGCAAUUCUAAACAAAAUCGUAAAAAUCGUAACUUGUUUUCAUAAGACUCGUAAGAACUUAUGAGUAGAUCUGCAAUUCUUUGCGGAUAUGUCAUAUGAUAACUCGUAAAUAUCUAUGAUUUUUUUUUGUUUUUUUCGUAAGUUACGACUUUACGAUUUACUCGUAUAUUUGCUUAGAAUUGCAGCAUUAGUUUCAUAUCGCUGUGCGAGUAGUAUGCACUUCUUCUCGCGCGCAAGACUGACUUUCAUCGAAGAUACAACGCGGAAUAAAAAGAGCCCGGGAGAUUCGCGUUACGGCCGUUAAUCAAUUGAUCGAUCAAUCAAUCAAUCAGUCAGUCGCGAUCCAUAGCCGUAGCGCUUCCAUGAAUCGUGUAGAUAAAUUAUCGGAGAAACGACGGGAGCUUGAUUUUACAAGAAAGAAUCGGUUAUUACGGGUGUGACAUAAUAAAUAAUUUUAUUUCGUAUCUCAACCCAACUCGUUUGUGAAAUUAUAACCUUGUUAUUUGCGGCAAUAUCCCGAUACGAAGUGUAGUCAUCUCAUGUGUAUAUGUAUAUUAAAUGUACGAAAGAAACGUAAAAAUAAAAAAAAUUACAAUACUCCAAUAAGUAUAUAUUUAUGUAUAUUAUAUGUAUAUGUAUGUGUAUGUUGUGUAUCUGUGUCUGUGUGUAUAUACGUCUACGCGACGCAUAUUACCGAUUCAGUUUGUAAAACGAACGGACGUUUGAACGAGAGCGAGCGUUCGUCGAACAGCUAAGAAACACAAUAUACUCUCUGUAACGACAAUCAACUACCUAAAGUCGUCAUAUAUGCUCGGAAGAAAAACAUUAUAGUUCGUGUGAUUGAAUGGAGACCAGACGGAAAACUCGCUGACAAGAAAUAAUAAUUUAUUACUGCGACUGAAAACAUUCAGCUAAACAUUCAAAAGCUGCGUUUUAUAUAUAUAUAUAUAUAUAUAUAUAUAUAUAUAUAUAUAUAUAUAUAUAUAUACAUACA
Messenger RNA from Odontomachus brunneus, 2582 nucleotides. RefSeq lists its product as uncharacterized. The transcript has 6 exons. NCBI's taxonomy places the organism in Eukaryota, Metazoa, Arthropoda, Insecta, Hymenoptera, Formicidae. The record is from RefSeq and is a predicted model, not a curated record. Bases 362 to 1030 code for a protein of 222 amino acids.